This is a messenger RNA of Mizuhopecten yessoensis (Yesso scallop), 1294 nucleotides long. RefSeq lists its product as uncharacterized. The record is from RefSeq and is a predicted model, not a curated record. NCBI's taxonomy places the organism in Eukaryota, Metazoa, Mollusca, Bivalvia, Pectinida, Pectinidae. The transcript has 4 exons. Bases 102 to 1202 code for a protein of 366 amino acids. Gene Ontology annotation, biological process: signal transduction.
GUGACUCAGCUGAUGGUUUGUGUUUAAAGUUCCAUAUAUUUACCUUUCUUUUAUGACCUAAAACAGUAGACGUUUACUUGGUAUUUUAUAUAUAUAUAGUAAUGGGGGUAAAAAUUGAACUGUUAGGAAUUCCAUCCCGAAACAACAAAAUGGCUGCUUGCCUCAUACCGUCGGUGGAGCUACCACCUGGAAAGGAAUAUCAUGCCUACAUUGUGUACAAGACAAAUUCAAAAGAUAGCGAGAUUGCUUUUGAUAUAGCGUCAAACCUGGAGUCUCAGUACGGACUGAAGUGUUGCGUCCAUGACCGGGAUUUCCUACCUGGACUUGCAAUUGUGGACAAUAUAGACUUAUUUCUUAAAAAAUCAUUUAAAAUUGUCAUCCUUUUGUCUGAAGCAUCUCUUGGAUCUCUAUGGGUUGAACACGAAUUGAACGUCGCAAUUUACCUUCACUUGCAGAAAGAUAAUGGUCUGCACCAGCAGAUUAUCCCGGUGAAACUUGAUGCAUGCACAUUGCCACCAAAAAUUGGGUUCAUACACCCAAUAAACAUACAGUACACACCCAAGCAAAUAUGGAUGGGAAAGCUUGCUUUGACUAUAAACUGUACUGCUGGAUUAGAAAGUCUCUACGGACAAGGAGUAAAGCUUCUUGACUGCAACAAUUCUCAGCUUAAAAACGGUGAAAAUGAUGUACAGCUGUCACAGGAAAGCCUCUGUGCUGUUGGUACACUUGUAUACGAUGGUGAAUGGGUUGCCAAAUGCUUCCGGGUCGGCGAUAGCUACGUCAUCACAACAGCCAGUGCAGCAAUGCAACAUGAACGUGCCUCAACAAAGAAGAUGGACGGACAUGUUGAGUUUCCGGUGACAAAGUCAAGAAAUACAGAGAAAUUUCGUCUGAAAUCUUUGAAGUUCGUUGACGAAGAUCUAGGUGUUGCUGUCAUCAAAUUGGAAAAAAAGAUUUUCAGACGACCACCGAGGCGACUACGCUUGUCUACAGGUUCAGAAUCACCUGAAAAUUUCACCGACGUUUGCCUGACCUGUGAAAUGGGAAGCCCAUGUAUAGUUGACGAAAACUCCACUGUGCUAGCUAUGAGUCUCGAGUCUGGUGACGGCAGUAAAACUGUGAAGGCCGUCAAGAUGGAAGCACUGAAGAGUGCACUAGAUCUGUCAGAUUCGCACAAUCUGACAAAGAAACUGUUUGAGUAAUCAUAUGUGAGACUUCCAUUCAGUUGAGGACAAUUCAGUUCAACAUGCAAUUGCGUAAUAUGGAAAUCUUAAUAAGUGAAUUGGUUUUAUCU